AUGCCAAAACAAGAAGAAUUAACGGUUCCAUUGUCAGCGUACAAUGAAAUUGUAGAGAGAGCAGUGAAGGCCGAAACAAAAAUGGAAUCAAGUAAUGCAUUAAAAUGGUUUGUAACAGCCCGUUCUGCUAUAGAAGAUUUUGAAGAGAAACAUAAUAGUCGUAAGAUAAGAAUUGAUGUACCCAAGGAGGUAAACGAUAUAUUUGAAAGAAGACGAUUAAGAAGAGAGAUGAGAUGGCAAUGUAUCUUAGAUAAAUGCGAAUUCUAUGAUGUUAAAAAUUUACUAGACCGGCUAGAACAGAAUAAAAUGUUAAAAGAGGAAUUCUGUUCACGAAUUUCCAUCGCCUACGGCCUGCUAUCAAAAAUAAUACACACCACAGUGUUAACACCAGGGUCUGGCCAAAUAAGUUUCAGUUUCCUCACAACGGAUGAAGAUGUAAAUAAGGCUAUAAAAAUUUUCAUGCAGGGAUUUGAAAUAAAAGAUCAAGUUGUUGAAAGAAUUCAAUGA
This is a messenger RNA of Myzus persicae (green peach aphid), 507 nucleotides long. RefSeq lists its product as uncharacterized. The coding region runs from base 1 to 507 and encodes 168 amino acids. The record is from RefSeq and is a predicted model, not a curated record. NCBI's taxonomy places the organism in Eukaryota, Metazoa, Arthropoda, Insecta, Hemiptera, Aphididae. The transcript is spliced from 3 exons.